CCUAAAUCCUCGAAAUUCUCAUUACCUUCUUUCUGUCCUUCCCCACAAUCUUCGCCGUCCCAUCCUCUUCCUCCCACUAUCAUUAUCACAAACAGAAAAGAAAGGGAGAAGUUCAUUGCUACAUACUCGAGUACAGUGGAAAUCAAGCAGCAGAUUCCACCAUUGUUUUUUACUCAAGAAAAUAAGAAAUGGGCCUUUGUUUUGCAAGUCGGAUCAACUCCAAACACGCGGCUUAAAAGACGUUCUUUUCGAUGAACUGCAAAAGCUAGCCCAUUUGCGUUUGCAACUGAUUUCUGAAGAUGCUUUCUGCCGUGGUCUGUGCAAUGAGUUUAUUUAACUCAUUGUUAAGUGAGAUUAGUCUUUUAUUAAUAAGAAUUGUACGUGUAUAAGAGAAGAGAGCUUUCUUCUGGGAUUUAGUGAAGAAUGGCAGGAAGAUCCUUCAGACCUUCUGGUUCACAGCAUGUGAGUGGUUCAGUCCCUCCAACUGUGACCUUUACAAGGAGAACAUCAUCAGGUCGAUAUGUCAACUUGUCCAGAGAAAGUCUUGAUAGUGAGAUAAGUGGUGUCGAAUUCUCGGAAUACACAGUGCAUAUACCACCAACACCUGAUAAUCAGCCGAUGGAUUCUUCUAUGUCAAUUAGGAUGGAUCCUCCGAUUUCACAGAGGGUUGAGGAGCAGUAUGUAUCCAGUUCUUUGUUUACUGGUGGAUACAACAGUGUUACCCGUGCCCACUUGAUGGAUAAGGUGAUUGAGUCUGAGACUAACCAUCCCCAGAUGGCUGGUGCAAAAGGUUCAUCAUGUGCUAUUCAGGGUUGUGAUGGAAAAGUCAUGAGUGAUGAGAGGGGUGAAGAUAUUCUUCCUUGUGAAUGUGAUUUCAAGAUUUGCAGGGAUUGCUUCAUUGAUUCUGUGAAGACUGGUGAUGGUAUCUGUCCUGGUUGUAAAGAGCCUUACAAGAACACUGAUUUGUCUUUAAACUCGGUGGAGCCUGGUCAACCGCUGCCUCUGCCAUCUAAUGUUGCGAUGUCAAAGAUGGAAAGGAGGUUGUCAUUAAUGAAAUCAGCCAACAGGUCAGCAAUAGUGAGGAGCCAGUCUGGACUCAUGAGGAGCCAAACAGGGGUGGAUUUCGAUCAUAACCGAUGGUUGUUUGAGACCAAGGGAACGUAUGGAUAUGGUAAUGCGAUAUGGCCGAAAGACGGAGGAUUCACAGAUGAGAAAAAUGAUGAAUCAGGUGAGCCUCCAGAACUUCUGAACAAACCGUGGAGACCACUCACCCGUAAAUUGAAGAUACCAGCUGCAGUUCUCAGCCCGUAUAGACUCUUAAUUUUUGUACGUAUGGCUGUUCUUGGACUAUUUUUGGCUUGGAGGAUCAGCCAUCCCAAUGAGGAUGCUAGAUGGCUGUGGUUGAUGUCAGUCGUCUGUGAGAUUUGGUUUGCCUUCUCUUGGUUACUUGACCAGCUCCCAAAGUUCUGCCCGGUCAGUCGUGCUACUGAUCUUAAUGUGUUGAAAGACAAGUUUGAAACACCUAGUCCAGCCAAUCCAACUGGGAAAUCUGAUCUUCCAGGGGUAGAUAUAUUUGUUUCCACUGCUGAUCCAGAAAAAGAACCUCCACUUGUUACUGCAAAUACUAUUUUGUCUAUCCUUGCUAGUGAUUACCCCGUUGAAAAGCUUUCUUGCUAUGUUUCUGAUGAUGGAGGUGCCCUCCUGACUUUUGAGGCCAUGGCAGAAGCUGCAAGUUUUGCAAACUUGUGGGUACCAUUCUGUCGAAAGCAUGAUAUUGAACCAAGAAACCCUGAAUCUUACUUCAGCCUGAAAAAAGACCCAUUUAAGAAUAAGGUCCGCUCAGAUUUUGUCAAGGAUCGUAGAAGGGUUAAGCGUGAAUAUGAUGAAUUCAAGGUUCGAAUCAAUGGUCUUCCUGAUUCAAUACGGCGUCGUUCUGAUGCAUAUAAUGCUCGAGAAGAAAUCAAGGCCAUGAAGCUCCGAAGACAGACUGUUGAGGAUGAACCAUUAGAACCUUUGAAAGUCUCUAAAGCAACUUGGAUGGCAGAUGGGACUCACUGGCCAGGCACUUGGAUGGUUUCAGCUCCAGAACACUCUAGGGGUGACCAUGCCGGGAUCAUACAGGUAAUGUUGAAACCUCCAAGUGAUGAACCUCUUCAUGGAACUGUUGACAGUAGUCCACUCGAUUUUACUGAAGUUGACAUUCGGCUGCCCAUGUUAGUCUAUGUUUCUCGUGAGAAGCGACCAGGAUAUGAUCACAAUAAGAAGGCUGGAGCUAUGAAUGCUUUGGUUCGAGCCUCAGCCAUCAUGUCCAAUGGCCCCUUUAUUCUGAAUCUCGACUGUGAUCACUACAUCUACAACUCGGAGGCAAUAAGAGAAGGCAUGUGUUUCAUGAUGGAUCGUGGCGGAGACCGUAUAUGUUAUGUUCAAUUUCCUCAAAGGUUUGAAGGCAUAGAUCCAUCUGAUCGCUAUGCAAAUCACAAUACUGUUUUCUUUGAUGUCAACAUGCGCGCUCUAGAUGGGCUGCAGGGUCCGGUUUAUGUUGGCACCGGAUGCCUUUUCCGUAGGACUGCACUUUAUGGCUUUGAUCCACCCCGUUCGAAAGAUCACUCUGGUUGCUGCAGUUGCUGCUUUGCUCGUCGUAACAAAAGCACAUCUGUUAAUUCUGCACCAGAGGAGCACAGAGCACUUAGAAUGGGAGAUUCUGAUAAUGAGGAAAUGAAUCCAUCUCUGUUCUCUAAAAGGUUUGGGAACUCAAGUUUCCUAGUUGACUCCAUCCCUGUGGCAGAAUUCCAAGGCAGACCACUUGCUGAUCACCCUGCUGUAAAGAACGGACGACCACCCGGUGCUCUGACAAUUCCUAGAGAACUCCUUGAUGCGUCAACUGUUGCUGAGGCAAUUAGUGUCAUCUCAUGCUGGUAUGAAGACAAAACUGAGUGGGGUAAUCGGGUCGGAUGGAUUUAUGGAUCAGUGACUGAAGACGUGGUGACUGGGUAUAGAAUGCACAAUCGAGGCUGGAAAUCUAUAUACUGUGUUACUAAGAGGGAUGCUUUUCGUGGCACCGCUCCUAUCAAUCUGACUGAUAGGCUUCACCAGGUCCUUAGAUGGGCCACUGGGUCGGUUGAGAUCUUCUUUUCACGUAAUAAUGCUUUGUUGGCUAGUCCUAGGAUGAAGCUUCUACAAAGAGUUGCUUAUCUCAAUGUCGGUAUCUACCCCUUUACCUCCUUGUUUCUCAUAGUUUACUGCUUCCUUCCUGCAUUGUCACUCUUUUCCGGUCAAUUCAUCGUCCAGUCUCUAAAUGUCACCUUCCUCACAUAUCUUCUUGUGAUCACUUUGACACUCUGCGUCUUGGCCAUGCUUGAGAUUAAGUGGUCAGGCAUUAAUUUGGAGGAAUGGUGGCGAAAUGAGCAGUUCUGGUUAAUAGGAGGAACAAGCGCCCAUCUCGCAGCUGUACUCCAGGGGCUGCUCAAGGUGAUUGCAGGGAUUGAAAUCUCAUUCACUUUAACAUCCAAGUCUGCUGGUGACGAUAAUGAUGAUGAAUUUGCCGAUCUAUAUAUCUUGAAGUGGUCAUCCUUGAUGAUUCCACCUAUUACUAUCAUGAUAACCAACUUAAUCGCAAUAGCUGUUGGUUUUAGCAGGACAAUAUACAGUGCUAUACCACAGUGGAGCCGUUUGCUUGGCGGUGUAUUCUUUAGCUUUUGGGUCUUGGCUCAUCUUUACCCGUUUGCGAAAGGGCUGAUGGGGAGACGAGGAAGGACACCCACAAUUGUGUUCGUCUGGUCAGGGCUUAUUGCUAUUACCAUUUCGCUCUUGUGGGUUGCAAUCUCUCCCCCGUCUGGUAGUACCCAAAUUGGAGGGUCCUUCCAGUUUCCAUGAGAUUUUUAAGACAUGGGCUUAAAACUGGUGACCUAUUCUCAGCUUCAUUUCGAUAGAUGUUCUUUCGGGUUUACCCUUAAAAAACGAGCGAUGUACGAGACUGCCGUUAUCAUUUAAUUUUAUUUAUUUUUUCCUUCUCCCAUACAUGUUUAGAGGCAAGAGCAACACACUAGAAACUUGAGAAUACAGCCACUUUAUUCUUUAUUACAAGUAUACUUUGCUAUGUCUUGGGGAGUUA
Molecule: messenger RNA, 4111 nt
Organism: Sesamum indicum (sesame)
Lineage: Eukaryota; Viridiplantae; Streptophyta; Magnoliopsida; Lamiales; Pedaliaceae
Product: cellulose synthase-like protein D3
Biological process (GO): cellulose biosynthetic process
Cellular component (GO): membrane
Molecular function (GO): cellulose synthase (UDP-forming) activity
Source: RefSeq, a predicted model, not a curated record